Messenger RNA from Chlorella variabilis, 960 nucleotides. RefSeq lists its product as hypothetical. The record is from RefSeq and is a predicted model, not a curated record. NCBI's taxonomy places the organism in Eukaryota, Viridiplantae, Chlorophyta, Trebouxiophyceae, Chlorellales, Chlorellaceae. The coding region runs from base 1 to 960 and encodes 319 amino acids. Gene Ontology annotation, cellular component: endoplasmic reticulum; COPII-coated ER to Golgi transport vesicle. The transcript is spliced from 9 exons.
AUGGUUAGCAAGAGGUGGAAGCUGUCGCACCUGACCGCGUUCUCCCACGCCCAGGAGCACCUGCGGGUCCAGACUAUCCAUGGCGCUAUAGUCACCAUCAUCGGCGUGUGUGUCGCGCUGGUGCUGUUCAUCUCGGAGGUGCAGCAGUGCAUGGUGGUCAAGCGGGUGCAGGACAUGCGGGUGGACACGUCUCGGCGGGAGGAGCUGCACGUCUCCUUCAACGUCACCUUCCCGGCGCUGCCCUGCGAAGCGCUGCUCAUGGACGCGGGAGACGUGUCGGGCAAGUGGCAGACGGAGAGCCGCAUGAAGGUGGCCAAGAACGGCGAGGUGCACAAGCACUCUGUGGACAUCAGCGGGCGAUGGCUGCGCCUGGCUGAGUACACCGCGCCAUCCGAGGGCGAGUGGGACAACCCCUUUGAGAUGAACGAGAUUGGCGCGGCGCUGAAGCGCCACGAGGGCUGCAACAUCCACGGCUGGCUGGAGGUUCAGCGCGUGGCGGGCAACGUCCACUUUGCGGUGCGCCCCGAGGCGCUGUUUCUGUCCAUGAACGCAGAAGCAAUCAUGCAGCUGCACCCCGAUGCCUCCAAGCUCAACAUCAGCCACGCCAACCCUCUGGAGGGCGUGGCGCAGAUCGACCGCACUGCCACCGGAAUCGACAAGUACUUUGUCAAAGUGGUCCCCACCGACUUCUACACCCUGUGGGGCCGCAAGACGCACACGUACCAGUACAGCGUGACCGAGUACUACCACCAGUUCCGGGGCGGCGAGGAGCAGCCUCCCGCAGUGUACCUGCUCUACGAUGCCAGCCCUAUCAUGGUUGACAUACGGGAGAUGCGGCCGGGGCUGCUGCGCCUGCUGGUGCGCGUGUGCGCGGUGGUGGGCGGCGCCUUUGCGCUCACAGGCCUGUUUGACAAGAUGGUGCACCGCGCUGUGGUGGCGGUGAAGCGGCACGCUGUGUGA